Messenger RNA from Diabrotica virgifera virgifera (western corn rootworm), 5739 nucleotides. RefSeq names its product zinc finger protein 883-like. The transcript is spliced from 5 exons. Gene Ontology annotation, molecular function: RNA polymerase II cis-regulatory region sequence-specific DNA binding; DNA-binding transcription factor activity. The coding region runs from base 161 to 1459 and encodes 432 amino acids. Lineage: Eukaryota; Metazoa; Arthropoda; Insecta; Coleoptera; Chrysomelidae. Gene Ontology annotation, biological process: regulation of cytokine production; negative regulation of transcription by RNA polymerase II; regulation of immune system process. The record is from RefSeq and is a predicted model, not a curated record.
AUUAAUAUUAUGUGACACAUGACAGAAGCUCGAAACAAAUGACUGUGAAUGAAAACAUGAAAAGCCCUAUUUAGGUAUUUGGGACUCUUUACCUUUUAGUUGGUUUGGAUUAUUAAAAAAACAAAUAAGUAAACAUAAAAUUUGGAUUUCCAUUAAUAAUAUGGAAAGAAAAGAAGGAAAUGAAGAUACAGUAACAAAUAUCAAGGUUGAGAAUAGUAUUUUUGUCAAGCCUGAAUUCAUUAAGAAAGAACCUGCUCCAGUUUAUCUAGAUACUUAUAUUGAAGACCACAGACAAGCAGUUUCUGAUAUUAGUUUGGACCAAAUUAAAACAGAAUUAUCAGUUGAAAGUAUAACAUUUGAACAGAACCAAGAUGAUUUAGCACAAUUCCAGUAUUUUAAUAGUGAUGUUGAUAAUAUAAAACUAGGGCCUAGGGAUAAGGGAAGUCAAAGCAGUCAACAUGAUAGCUUCAAAACUGAAAUUAAAGAGGAGCUCAAUAGAGAAAGUACCCGUGAUACAUUUGAUGACUCAGACUUAAAUGAAUACUCGUUAAAAAUUGAUGUAGAAGAAGAAAAGAAACUUAUGCCAUAUGGAGAAGAACAAACAAACGAAAAACAUAACUUCAAAAAUGAAAUUAAAGAGGGGCCCAACAGGGAAAGUACCCGUGAUACAUUUGAUGAUUCAGACUUAAAUGAAUACUCGUUAAAAAUUGAAAUAGAAGAAGAAAAGAAACUUAUGCCAUAUGGAGAAGAACGAACAAACGAAAAAGACUCUCUCCAAGAAAAGGGCACUUUGGAAAUUAUGAAAACAAUAGAAGUACAUUCAGCUAAUAAAGAACAACAUACGAGUCAAACUGCAGAAGAAAAAACAUUAAACUGUGAAAUUUGUCUGAAGCAGCUUAGUACAGCAAGUACUUUGAAAGUACAUAUGAGAAGACACACUGGAGAAAAACCUCACAAGUGUGUAAUUUGUUUUAAGCAGUUUUCUCGAGUAACCCCUAUGAAACAACAUAUGAGAAUACAUACUGGGGAAAAGCCUUACAAGUGUGAAAUUUGUUUUAAGCAGUUCAAAGACGCUGAUUAUCUGAAAAAACAUUUAAGAGUGCACACUGGUGAAAAGCCUUAUAUCUGUGAAGUUUGUCAUAACCAGUUUUCUCAAAAAUCUUCGUUGACAACCCAUUUGAAAAUUCAUACCGGAGAAAAACCUUUUAAGUGUGGAACUUGUUUUAAGCAGUUUCUUCAGGCAGGUAAUUUGAGGCAACAUAUUAAACUUCACACUAAAGAAAAAAGUUACAAUUGUGAAAUUUGUUUGAAGCAAUUUUCUCGAGAAGAUAAUUUGAAAUCACAUAUGAGAAUACACACUGGGGAAAAACCUUUUAAAUGUGAAAUUUGUCUUAAGCGGUUUAAUGAAGCCAGUAAAGUGAAAAGACAUUUAAAGAUACACACUAAAGAAAAGCAUUAAGGUGCAAAAUUUGUUUUAAGCAAUUUAUUACUGAAAGUCAUUUGAAAACGCAUUUGACAACUCACACUGAAAAAUCUCAUAAGUGUGAAAUCUGUUGUAAGCAGCUUAGACAAGCAGGCGAUUUGAAAGUACAUAGAAAAACACAUACUGGAGAACGAUCUUACAUGUGUGAAAUUUGUUUUAAGCAAUUCGUUCAUGCGGGUAAUUUAAACGUACACAUGAGAAAACAUACUGGACAAAAACCUUACAAGUGUGAAAUUUAUUUCAAGCAAUUUGUUACUGCAGGUAAUUUGAAACAACACAGAAGUAUUCAUACAGGAGAAAAAGAUUAUAAGUGUGAAAUCUGUUUGAAGCAAUUUAGCGAAGCGGGAGCUUUGAAAAAACAUCUGAGAGUGCACACUGGAGAGAAGCCUUAUAAGUGUGAAGUCUGUUUUAAGCCGUUUUCUCAAAAGGAUUAUAUGAAACAACAUAUGAAUACACACAGGAGGAAAAACUCAUAAGUAUGAAAUUUGUUUUAAAUCGUUUAGCGUAGCGCACAUCGUUUAAUAGUUAUUUAUGUGUCAAGCGUAAAACAGGAGCUUUGAAAAAACAUUUGAGAGUGUAUAGUGUAGAGAAGCCUUGAUAAGUGUGAAAUUUGUUUUAAGCAGUUUUCUCGAAUAUAUGAACGAAAUACGUUAUUUAAUCCCCGUUUAGGCUUAAGCCUCUUCAGGAUAUUGGAAACUCCUUUUCAGGAGCGUAGGGACGAUGUGAAUAAACUAGAGUGUGUACAUUAGAAGAAUGUAGAUGGAAGAGCAAAAUUGCUAGUGAGACGGGGGCUUUAGAAGGUGGUGUUGAUGUUUUAGCGCGAAAGCUAUAAAGAUUGAAGGAGAAGAAAAGUUGCCGUAAACUUGCCCACACCAAUCAGCGAGGACGCAAAGCUGCCACUAAUUAGAAACGGCUCUUGGAUUCAGCGUGUAGGGAUACAGCUUAUAUUAUCUGCGAUAUAUCUUGCCUGCCAAGGUAAAACAGUAUAUGUGAAAAAAAUCGAUUUUUGAAUUUGCCGCCAAAACUGGGUAAUUUUUUGCGCUCUUUCUAAUGCAAUUUUUAGUUUAUUUCUAUCUCAUUUAGUUUUCAAAAUGUGACACUGGUAAAACAGUAUAUGAGUACGUGUACUUGCGUCUCUGCUAUGGUAAAACAGUAUAUUCGACAAACUCUACAAAGGCAGAAUAAUAUACAUCAUCAUACACUGCUUAUCCCUGGUAUUAUGUUAUAUCUAUUUUUUGAAACUCUACUGGUAAAACAGGAUAUAUGUGGUAUAUGCUGUUAUACGGUAACAUAUUUCAUAAAAACGGUGUCCCAAUUACAAUGGUAAAAUAGUAUAAACAUUUUAUAUACUCCUUUACCAUAGUAUGACCAAUGGGAAUUUUUAUCUCCCCCGACGGUAUAUACGUAUAAAGUCUUUUAUAUACUCUUUGGGUAUACUGGAAAAAUGGUAAAACAGUAUAUGUCAUUUUACAAGCACAUUUGAAAAAACUAUACAUAUUUGCUGUUAUAAUAAUUAUUAUAAUAACAUGCUUUUUUUAUAUUCCAAAUUUCACUUGUCUAACUUUAUAAAUGACAAAACGGCACAACAAAAAGUCAUUUAUCUCAAAACUCACUUUUUUCACAUAUACUGUUUUACCUUUGCAGGCAAGAUAUUAAGGGGAUUUUUUUCUAGGAUUUCGUAAACUCAUCAGGAAGUUCGUUUCUGGCCAAUUGUAGAAGAUUGGCUGGAUGGGAUGAAACUUUGUUUUUGGGAAUCCUAGUGAGUAUGUGACCUUGCCGCUUGCAAGGUGUUUUUAGAACAUUUUUAGCUCUAAUGUUUGUACCGUAAAGUUGGAUUUAUAGUUUGACGUAGCGUAGACGUAGACGUAAGAAACAGACUGCAGACGUAAGAAAAUAUUUUGUCAAUUUAUAAAUUAACGCAGCGGAAUUUUUGCGCAUGAGUAGAAACAGUGACUUAAUUUAACAACAUAGCCUAAAAAUUAUACAAACCGUAAACAAAAUUUUGUGUUUAUUUAUUUAUACUAUUAUUUAUUAUAAUAUUUAUCCGUUUUGUGUGUUACAAUGGAUUAGGAAAUAAACGAAGGUAUGUUCCUUGGUGCCGUGGAAUUUCCAACUAUGUUGUUUCAUUUCCUGGUCUUUAAAAUGUUCAUUGGAUUUACUUAUCGUAUAUGUGUGGACAACCCCGAAUGAACAGGCUAAUAAACAACUCAUAUUUAUCUGAAAUAUUGAAACUAUACACUAUGAUAUAUUUUUAUUAAAUUAAUAACGUCCAUUGUAUAAUAAUAUUCAUUGAAUAAUAACAUCCAUUGUGACAAAUAAUUAACAAAAUUCGAAUAUGUUGACAAACAACUUUACAAAAGGUAUGAGGGGGCGGGUCGCGGGUCCACUUUGAGUGACAGAACAAAAUUCUUCCUUAUGAUUGGCCAGACGUAGAAACGCACUGUAAAAGAUGAAAGUUGGUCAUAUCUUCCGUUCCGUUACGUUUCUCUUACGUCCCGCCAUGCGCUUACGCUCAUUUAUAAACAAGAGUACACAAAAUUCGGUGUUGAACUUUUCCAGUGUGUCUACGUUACGUCUACGUCUACGCUACGUCAAACUAUAAAUCCAACUUUAAUCGUACGAGAUACAUAUGUGUUGCUGAGAGAACGGAUUCUCUCGUUUAUAGAGGGUAUUGUUGCAAGUGGAUGUACUAACACCGACAGAUAGCACCAGUGCCUCCUGAGCGACUUUCUGAGAAUGUUAAGCUCACAACCAAGGAUGUCGUUAUGUGAAUGGUUGAGUGAGGCAUAGAGACAAGCUCUGUAGUCGAUAAUGGGCCUUAUGUAGGUGUGUAGGAGAUUCUUGUUUGAUGUACCUCCAAACCUUCCAGAUAGCGCUAAAAGGAGUUUAGCUCUAUUCCUUACCUUGUUGAAGGUGUGUUGAAUAUCAAUGUUUCAGUUGAGUGUCCUGUUGAAAUGGAUACCCAAAUAGACCACCGAUGAACGGAAUUCGAGAGCUUCACCCUGGAAGGUUAUCCUAGCCCGUUCGUUACGGCAGCUAUUAGGAUAUCUGAAGGCAAUCAUUUGGGUUUUGGUUGGAUUGAGGGUGACUCUCCAUUUAUUACACCGUUACAGUGUUAUUUAAUUGUGUUUGGCCCCUAUCGAAGACAGAAGGAUGUCUCAGCGUACUGUAUGCAGUUCCUGCAAUGAGCAAAGCAGUAUCGUCGGCGUAUAGUAGGAUGGACUCAGCUCGAUUAACGAGGUGGGGAAUAUCACUAUUGUAUACUGUGUAUAAGAUUGGAGCUAAUAUUGACCCUUGUGGCACUCCGGCUUGUGGAGAAUUGGUUAGCGACUUGUGGAGAAUUGACGCGUAUAGUCCGAUUUGAGAGGUAGGAAUGAAUGAGUUUGAUGAAAGUUAUAGGCAGUCCAAAUCUAGUUUUUCGAUCAGACCUGUGUGGCAGACCUGAUCGAAGGCCUUUUGGACGUCUAGGAAUAUGCCUAUUGCAUAUUUUUUAUACUCAUUGAUAGUUUGAGGUGAAAGUGGCUGCUUCAAUCAAUGCAUUGUUUGCAGAGUGUUCAGCUCUGAAUCCAAAUUGAAAAUUUAGGAGAAUAGAUAAUAUGAAACAACAUAUGAAGACACACAGGAGAAAAAAACCCACUGAGGGGCGCCAAACCGUAACGUUGUAGGUAACCAAAAUAAAAGUUUUCAGUAGAGAUAAAAAACGGUUUUAGUUGAAAAAUAUCAACGAAAUAAUUCUUAAUAUGUAUUUUUAUUAAUAAAUGUUCAAUUAACGCUAUUAACAUACAAAUUUGAAAUCUAGUGAAAUAAAAUAGUUUACAGUACAAAAUGUGGUGUCGAUGCGCUAACCAAAUGGUUCAUAAGUAUAUGUGCAGAAGUAUUUUUUAUGAAUAUUUUAGAUGUGGCUAGGGUUGCCUCAUUUAUUACUUGGACAAAUUUACAUCCAAAAUGGAACGAAAACAAAGAUAAAGUGUGAAGAUUGUUUCUUUCAAUUACAGCAGAACAAGUAUUGCCUCAAAUUUUGACUACAUCAAGAAGCAAAACAGUGUAUUCAAAAAUGCUUACAGGAAGUUGAUUCACAUAAUAAAAAGAAAAUACAUACUAGAAAAACCUCCAGAUUUAGCAAAAGAAAGGUGUCCCUUGUGCUCAACAAAAAGGACAGGAAACAGAAGUAAAUGUGCAGAAGACGUGUGUGUUAUGAUCACUGUACAAUUAAAAAAGUUUGUGAAUAUUGCAAUAAAAAAAAUAAUUGAUUAAUU